Mesorhabditis belari is the source of this 759-nucleotide messenger RNA. The record is from the annotation of a GenBank genome assembly. NCBI's taxonomy places the organism in Eukaryota, Metazoa, Nematoda, Chromadorea, Rhabditida, Rhabditidae.
AUGGGUUUGUUGGUGGAAGGACGGUGGACAGACGACAAAGAUGCCCCAAAAGGAAUCAAAAUGACACCAUUCAACAACUGGGUGACCGUCGAUGGACAACCCGGGCCAACGGGAGAAGGAGGAUUCGUCGCUGAAAAAGAUCGAUAUCAUCUGUAUGUCUCGUACGGAUGCCCUUACGCUCAUCGCACGCUGAUUCUAUUGAAGCUAAAGGGACUCGAGGACCUUUUGAGCGUGUCAGUGGUCAGUCCGAUGAUGCUUGAGAAUGGAUGGACAUUUGAUGAGACUUAUCCAGAUGCAACCGUCGACCACCUCUACGGCUUUCAGUUCCUAUACCAAGUCUACUUAAAGUCCGAUCCAAAAUGCACGACCCGGGUCUCGGUGCCGGUGCUUUGGGACAAGAAACAGCACAAAUUGGUGAGCACCGAGAGUGCCGACAUCAUUCGAAUGCUCAAUUCGGCUUUCGAUGGGCUUGGCGCAAAUACAGGGGAUUUCUACCCAAAAGAAUUGCAUACAAAGAUCGAUGAAGUGAACGAAUGGGUCAAUGAUACUGUCGUCACCGGUAGCAAGAAACGCAUCUUGGACUACCCGAAUCUUCACGGUUAUCUCAGGGAUAUUUACCAACAUCCGGGCAUCGCUGAGACGACAAAUUUCAAUCACAUCAAGGCUCUCUACUUCCGCUGUGGCAAAACGUUGAAUCCGUCGGGCAUCGUUCCAAUAGGACCCGAUAUGCGACUCGAUGUGCCACACGGAAGAAAUAAG